CAUAAUUCAAAACAAUCAACAACAAAAAACUCCACAAUUUUUAAUAAGUGUAAUCAACGGAUUGCUGUAAUUGUACAUGUUUUAAUUAAUGCAACUGUGCUGUUAUUAGGUUUUUAAAAACUCAUCUUAAAAUGUAUUAACACUCUUAUUCAUACUUCUAAAAUUUUUUUUAGUUAAAUACCAUAAUGAGUAAUCAAAGUUCGGCUGCAAAAGUAGGUGAAAUAUUCAGUGCAGCAGGUACAGCUUUUAGUAGAUUAGGUGAAUUAACAUUGACACUACAACCAACAAAUGACACCCCUACACCAAACAGUAAGUGGACAGAUGAAGAUAUUGAAAUGUUGCAAAAUGCAGUAAAAAAGUUUACUGAAGAUUUAGCUGUAAUAUGUGACCAAAUCAAACAACGCACAGUAUCACAAAUUCAUUCAACAUUGAAAAGGAAAUCAUAUGAAAGCAGAAAUAUGAAUCCUACAGCAAUUUCAAGAUCUCAUUUAACUCAUAUUUCAUCACCAAUUACAACAAAUAUAAUAAACACAAAAUGCAAUUCUGCUGAAGUGACUCUAAACAUGUUAAAUGCUCCUCAAGAACAUGGCUCUGGUUCUGAUGAUUUGUCUAAUGACACUAUACGACAUAAUUUUAAUUGUGAUAUUGAUAUGAAGUAAAAUAACCUAAAUGUAUAAAUUUUAUGAUUGAAAUUAAGUUAUUGUAAAAUUAUUAAUAGUUUAAAUUACUAAUUUGAUGCUUGUGUUCA
Messenger RNA from Daktulosphaira vitifoliae (grape phylloxera), 748 nucleotides. RefSeq names its product chromatin complexes subunit BAP18. The transcript has 4 exons. The record is from RefSeq and is a predicted model, not a curated record. The coding region runs from base 186 to 659 and encodes 157 amino acids. Lineage: Eukaryota; Metazoa; Arthropoda; Insecta; Hemiptera; Phylloxeridae. Gene Ontology annotation, cellular component: MLL1 complex; NURF complex.